AUGGCGGGGGAGGAGGAGGAGGAAGGGGGGAGCGGGGGUGUCAUGCCGAGAGCGCGCCUCGCAGCCCGGCAGGCCGCGGCCCGACCCGGACCCCGGGGCGCAGCCCUCCGCCUCUCCCCCAGGAGGCGGCGGAGAGGAGCGCGCGAGAGGAAGGAAAGAGAGGGGCGAAAGCGAGAGGGACAACUUUUCCGACACGUGAGUACCUCGGCGCGAUGUGUUUGUCCCCCUCCUUCGGUGGCUGCGCCGAGCCAAAACAAUGCGGGACGGCGGCGCGGCUGGAGGGGACGGGCGGCACGGGACGGGACGGGACGGAGGGGUCCCCCCUUCUCUACGAAAACCGUUUGGUACCAGGCGGUGGAUUUGGGGAUAUAUUUUUUUUUCUUUUGCUCCCUCUCUUCUUUUUCUUCUUUUUCUCCUCCCCCCGCUCUUUUUGUUGAACCAAAUCAGAAAUGUCAGUCAGUGCGAGUGAGUCAGAAGGGAUCAGAUUACAAGAUCACUGAAACUGAUGUCGGACCCGCGCACACACACCCCCACACGGAGGCAGAGGCGCGGGCUGCUCCCCGCAGGAGGCGGGCAGGGAUAAAACAACCACCAACAACACCCGCCGGCCCUCCUCUGUCGCCCCCGUCCCGCCUGUGUCCCGUCCCGUCCCCUGCCCCGCGGGAUGCCCGCCGGCCGCGGCGGGGGCCGGCCCCGCUAGCCGCAGCGGGGGGGGAGAGGCGCGGGGACGAGCCGGCGGCCCCGGCCCUCGCCCAUGGGCAGCACGGGGGCUCGUCGGCAGCGGCGGCAGGUACGUACCCACUUGGGCGAGAAGUUCUUUGUUCCCCCGGCUCUGCUCCGGGCCACUUUCUCGUCGUYUCCCAGCGCUCCGGCCCCGCUCCCGGCCCCCUUCCCGCUUCUCUAACUUGGAGGCGGGGGGCAGGGGGGACCGAGGUGUCUAACCCCCAAAAUGGCUGUCACGGAGCGCGGGAGCCGAGGGCGCGGGGCGCGGCGGGGGCAGUCCCGCUCCGGGCCGGGCCGGGCCGGGCUCGGCCGGGCACGUCCCGCGGCGGAGCUGCCGAUGUGCGGGGAACAGCUGCCGGUUUAUUUCCACUCCAUUCUUUCUCCUCGCCCCAACUCCGUGCGCGACUCCCGGGCGUUUUCACGCCCGUGCGGCGGGARGCCGGCAUAAACUUCUUAGGGGGAAGGCGAGAGGCGCGGAGGAGAAUCCSCUGUCACAUCUGGCGGGGCGGAGGGGCGCCCGGGGGGCCGUCGUUCCCUGCCGGCUGCUCCCUGCGAGGAAGGGGCGGUCGGGUCCCGGUUGGCAGCGGGGCGCCGUGGUGCCGGCGCCUCUGCGAGCGAASUAGCGCUCGGCCCGCUCCGCGCCGCCGCUGGCACGGGGUCAGGCUGGGGAGCGGGCGGCGGGACGGGCCCGGCCGAGGCCGGGCGGGACGAGCGGGGCGGCUGCCCCAGGGGAGCUCCUCGGAGCCGCCCCGGGCCCCCACCGCGGCCGGGCCGUGCACCGCCCAACUUCGGAGGGUGGGAGCAGAGCGCGUUCGCGGCGGUUCCGAUUGUCCCGUGAAGUUGGUGGGGUGUUGGCACAGUUCCCGCGCCCUCGGACGGGCCCGCCGGCUCGCAGCUGCCAGCGCCCGCUCCCCAGCCCACGCACCACGUGAAGAGUAAAGGUAAAAGGAAACACACGCCCCCCGCUCCCCAUCUCACUCCCCAGUUUUGUUUUUAACCCUCUGGUGCGUAGUUUUGAUCCGGUCCUGCGAUUACGGUGUCCGUGGCCUUCUGCCAGUUUGUAUGUAGAUAUAUUUAUGUAAAACAUUUUCUCCCAGCUCCUUGCCAGCUGUUCCACAUUUUCCAGCUGCCACUUCAGUUUGAAAUGAUGGACUCUGCGGAUCUCAAAGAGCCUUUUAGUCAGGGGUUCGGGUAGCUGUCCGUUCGAUACACAGUGUCACGUUUUAGAGGCUACUUCACUAAAGGAACAUUAAAUAGCAACCCACUGCAAAAUGCUCAUCACCGUCGCGCYCCUACUACUUCCCGCUUCACUUUCAAGGCUCAAUAAACAUUAUUUUUAAGCUUCAGCGUGCAGACUUCGUUUCUUUUGUGUGCGUGCUACAGAAAAACUUGGAAGCAAAAUUUUCCAG
Molecule: messenger RNA, 2132 nt
Organism: Malurus melanocephalus (red-backed fairy wren)
Lineage: Eukaryota; Metazoa; Chordata; Aves; Passeriformes; Maluridae
Product: translation initiation factor IF-2-like
Exons: 2
Coding region: 1-1662 (553 amino acids)
Source: RefSeq, a predicted model, not a curated record